Messenger RNA from Entrophospora sp. SA101, 236 nucleotides. NCBI's taxonomy places the organism in Eukaryota, Fungi, Glomeromycota, Glomeromycetes, Entrophosporales, Entrophosporaceae. The record is from the annotation of a GenBank genome assembly.
AACAAACACGAAUUCCUCAUAUUCAAAAAAGAAUACAACAAUAUGAUAAGGAACUAAGUGCACCUGAUGAUGCGUCUGAUUGGACAAGAGCAGGUUGUAACGGUUCUUUAGCUAAUGUAGUUAACGAGGCUAUUAAAAAACAUGAAAAACUUCAAUUGGUAACAUCUGAUAAAAGAAGUAAUUCCAAAGAAGGUAAAGGAGAAUAUGAUGAAAAAAAAGUGAACAUUAAUAAAUAG